GUGCAUUGCACUGCUAUAUAUUUUGGAGUGAACUUUUGCUUAUAAAAGUAGGUGGUAAGUUCUCGUUCGCAAACCUCUCCUUCACAAGAGCACUAAUCUGCCUUGCUCCGCUGUGAACUGUGUCUACUCUGAGUUCGACCACAAUGCGGAUUUUAAUACUUCUUGUCGUCUUCAUGAUGACUCAGGAUGUGUCUGCACAAGGAUCUGCAGUUGGCAGAAAAUGUGAGAACGAUUGGGCAAGAUUUGGGAAAACCUGCUAUAAACACAUUGCUGAAAAAAAAACCUGGGCUGAGGCAGAGGAAUACUGCAUUUCCUUAGGAGGAAACCUUGCGGCUAUCCACAGUGCUCAAACACAAGAUUUUCUCAAGAAGUUAGGCAGAAGCAAAGAUGGCACAUACUUACGAACAUGGAUAGGCGCUCAUGAUGCCACUCAGGAUUUUACUUGGUUUUGGAGUGACGGGUCUAAAUUUGAUUACAAAGCGUGGCACUCUGGUGAGCCAAACAACAAAGAACGGGCUGAGAAAUGUGCGGAAAUGAACUUCGGAGCUGAAGUCCUCUGGAAUGAUGCCCGCUGUAGUACCAAGCUAAACUUCGUGUGUCAAACAGGAGCAAAGCUUAGUUUUUCCUCAUCUGAAGAUUAACAUGGUUCUGUCAUUGCUCUGUCAGCAACACCAUGAUCUCAAUAUAUUGAUACUGUUUGCUCUGGUUUUCAGCUGUAACCAGUGAAUGCACUAAAAAAGUGUUUCCAUGAGUUGGAUUUGUGAUGAUUUUUUGGAAUUGUUCAUUAAACCUAAAACAGUGUUGAUUGAAAAUAAACUCCAGCCAUGAUAAACUA
Molecule: messenger RNA, 835 nt
Organism: Colossoma macropomum (tambaqui)
Lineage: Eukaryota; Metazoa; Chordata; Actinopteri; Characiformes; Serrasalmidae
Gene: eslec
Product: ladderlectin
Exons: 6
Coding region: 144-641 (165 amino acids)
Source: RefSeq, a predicted model, not a curated record